Labeo rohita (rohu) is the source of this 2101-nucleotide messenger RNA. It is a transcript of the gene pitpnc1b, whose product is annotated as phosphatidylinositol transfer protein cytoplasmic 1b. The transcript is spliced from 10 exons. Gene Ontology annotation, biological process: phospholipid transport. NCBI's taxonomy places the organism in Eukaryota, Metazoa, Chordata, Actinopteri, Cypriniformes, Cyprinidae. The coding region runs from base 433 to 1359 and encodes 308 amino acids. Gene Ontology annotation, cellular component: cytoplasm. Gene Ontology annotation, molecular function: phosphatidylinositol binding; phosphatidylinositol transfer activity. The record is from RefSeq and is a predicted model, not a curated record.
AACAUGGCAAGGUUACACAUGAAAACUGCAGCCUGUUUUCUUCUUUCACACACACAGAAAGAGAGAAGUAGAGAGGAGAAGCUUCAGUUUUGCUCGUGUCUCUGCAAUAUCACAUUAACUGGCAAAUUAAAAACAGAACGGAGGAACUUAAUGCUAAGGAAGUGAGUACUUUCAUGACACACAGAGCCAGGAAAGACAGACAAAAGACAGAGAGACUAUGAGAACAAUAAAAUAAACACGGCGGCUACACAUUGGCAGAGUUUACAGGACCAGCUCUGACAUCAGUGAAGUGAGAGAGGAAGAGGGGUGCAACAUUGCUUUACGGAAACCGCUUGACAGUUUCAAACGCUGACACAGUUUGAAAAUAGGAAACAGACGCUUCAGAGAAACAGAAAGGGAAAGGGAUAAAACAAAGCCUAUUUAAACCAAACCAUGUUGAUGAAAGAAUACCGGAUAUGCAUGCCGCUCACUGUCGAUGAGUACAGAAUCGGCCAGUUAUACAUGAUCAGCAAGCACAGCAGUGAGCAGAGCGAAGGAGGCGAAGGGGUGGAGGUCGUCCGUAAUGAACCCUGCACAGACCCCAAACAUGGAGCCGGACAGAUCACAGAGAAACGCAUCUACCUCAACAGCAAACUGCCAGCGUGGAUAAGAAAGUUUGUUCCUAUGGUUUUUUAUAUCACAGAAACUGCCUGGAACUUCUACCCUUACACCGUAACAGAGUACACGUGUUCCUUCCUACCGAGGUUCCAUGUCAAGAUUGAGACGCGCUUUGAGAAUGACAACGGUUGCAAUGAGAAUGUGUUCAGUGACGACCCCACUCAAAAGGACAGCGUCUGCUUUUUGGAUAUUUUGAGCGAUCCGAUCCCUGACAAGCAUUAUAAGAAAUCGGAGGAUCUGAGCAACUGGGUGUCAGAGAAAACAGGCCGGGGACCCCUAGUGGAUGGCUGGAGAAACACCACCAAACCCAUCAUGUGCUCUUACAAGAGAGUCACCUGUAGCUUUGAAGUCUAUGGCUUCCAGGGACGAACGGAGGACUUCAUUCACAGGAACAUUCGUGACAUUCUCUUGGUGGGACACAGACAGGCCGUGGCAUGGAUUGACGAGUGGCAUGGCAUGACACUCGAGGAGGUGAGAGAGUACGAGAGAAAACAGCAGGAGGAAACCAACAGCAAACUCAAGAGUGACAUUACCUGCACAGACUCUGCUCCUCCAGUGCGACCCAGCUUCACACGCUCCAUCUCUGUUACGGAUGAAUCGUCACUGAAAAAGAUGGGGGUAAAGACUGUAGACAUUCCCAGCUCUCCAUCCUGCCCGUCCUCUCUCAAAAAUCCCCUGAGAUUAAACUCUACCCCGGAAUAACAUCCAUCCUCCAUCCUCACACCGCAACGACCACUGCCAGUACCAACACUUUAGGAAAAAUCUGGACUUUCUCUUCUAACCAAAACAAGACAUUCCACAUUGUCAUUCUCUGCUCUUCAUUCCAACUGGACUUGUAGUGUUGCAGAGAUUGGCAUUUGACAAAAACAUCUUGAACAACUGAAGAAAUGUACAUAUUACAUAAAAGACUCUGGCUCCUCAUGAAGUGAAACCACAGUGCCUUAAUUCCCGUUUCUCACAGACUUCACCAAAAUGGAUUGAACAAACGGUCUAUAAACAUGAAGGACAGACACACAUGAACACAAAUGCAAAGCCUCUAUUGACAUAAUCAGUAGACUGUUUCAGCGAAACCCGAUCACAUGGAUUAUGGUGAUCGUGAGUGACUAGCUGAAAUUUCUAGUGGGUUGCGGGUUAUUGAGACUAACCUUUGACCCAGUGUCAAUACAUUGAUGGAAUGUAAUUGAUUGUUUAGUCGUGCAGCACAUAGCAAAAACAUUAUCAAUAGUACUCUGGGUGAUAAGACUAAAGGCUACAAGGGACUACGCAUUAUGCGUUAUUUGACACUGAUAUAACACCUUACUUGUAACAGUGCAAAACCAUAAGCUUAUAUCAAUUAAUAAGCCAACGUUGUUAUGUCAAGCCGCUCAAACAAACUGUUGAAAGUGCCAUGUCAUCACAUAUUUUUUUAUAAUAAACUUAAGGGAUGCAUGAUGCUCUAGUUCUA